This is a messenger RNA of Candidula unifasciata, 1497 nucleotides long. The record is from the annotation of a GenBank genome assembly. NCBI's taxonomy places the organism in Eukaryota, Metazoa, Mollusca, Gastropoda, Stylommatophora, Geomitridae.
AACAAAGUUCUGGAUACCAUCGUUUGCGUGAAUAACUCUGGUGGUCCAAGCCAGGUGAAAGUCAAUUUAGCCUCUGUGGAGCCGAGAACAGGCAGCUGUGUCCGGUGUUUCCAGAUUUUGCCUUUUCUGACAGAGUGGCACCUCAAGUACAUACCAAAAAUUGGAACCUUGGACGUUGGCCGAGAUCCCGUGUACACACUGAACAUUACAUGCGAGAACGCUGACGGCUACACAAUAUCUCGACUGCUAGAAGUGAGACUGACCACCAACUCUCCACCAGUGUUUAAUUACACGGGGCUUCUUGUAUUCCACACUGUGCCAAACACUCGGCAUAUCAAAAGUGGAGUCAUCAUUUACUCAGUCAACGCCAGCGACGCCGACGGAGACUACCUCCAUUACACUAUGACAGUGUCUCCGGACAAUGGCAAUUUCCAGAUUGGGGACAGUAAUGGAGUUAUACGAGCAGUCAACGAACUAUCCCGGGAAUGCAGUCAGGUUGUGACUUUCCAAGUUUAUGUCAGUGACAACAUCAACAGCCCCGUCGGACCCCUUGUUAUCAGUACCACACUCAACGAUUCGAACACUGCGCCAUCAAUUAUCAACAUGGGAGAGCUAAUCCAGGUUCCAGAAAAUACUUUUAUAGGCACCACCAUAUACACAAUUAAAACGAGUGACGAGUCACUCAACACCAUAAUCUACACGCUAACAGUUGUGCCUAAUCAAGCAAAACUGUUCUUCAAUAUUUUAAACCAUGAUAUAAAACUGCUAUCUCCCCUGGACUACGAGAACCCUGUGGGCGGCUACAGUAGAAUGACUUUAACGGUCAGGGCGUUGGAUGAUGGCGGAUGUUCCAGCGGCGUGAAGACGUUGUAUGUAGAAGUCGCUGACGUAAACGAGGCGCCCGCGUUGCUGCCGAAUUCUUGGAAGACAACUGUGUAUGAAGGACUGAUCGAUGUCUAUCCGCCAUGGAAAGUCCAGGACCCUGACGCCAAUGAUGUGGCUUUCUUCAACUUCACAACCGCUCGCUCUGACUUCUUUAUAGACAGUAUUACUGGUGCAAUAACUUCAAUUGGAGAUUACGAUCUGGACGCAAGAGGACGAAGCAACGAAAUAGUGUCCUUGCCAAUUCAAAUAACUGAUAGGGGAGGUAAGACGGGGAUUGCCACGCUGACUGUCACCAUUCUCGAUGCAAACGACAAUGCCCCAGUGAUCACUUCUGCUUCCAAUCCUUGCCCAGCUGAAGAGUGUUGGCCAGUGGGGACCGUUCUGUGUACACUCAAGGCCAAAGACGAUGACUCCACUUUCCAGGGCAACAGUGUAACUUACUUUGGUAUUCAGAACUCCACGUAUUUUACCGUGCUGUAUAACGGGGAUGUCAUCCUGACCACACCAAUGAGAAGUGGGGAUUACAGCAGUGCCACAGUGUAUGCCUUCGACCAGGGACAGUAUCCCAAACCUUUGCAGUCGAAACCAGGAUUUGUUAUCGUCCUUGGAAAA